AUGGAUCAAAUCCUCCUGCAGACUAUCCCAAGUCAAUUGAAACGUGUGACUGGGAAAAGCCAGCAUGGAUUUAUCAGGGGCAAAUUGUGCCUAACAAACCUGAUUCCCUUCUAUGACAAAGCAACUCCCUUGGCUGAUGCAGGACAAGUGGUGGACAUCAUCUGCCUGGACUUUUCUAAGGGUUUUGAUAGGGUCUCCCACAGCCUCCUCCUGAAGAAAGUGACUGGACAAAAGGUCUGUGCAGUGGGUGGCACUGACAGUGGAAUUGGUGACAGACCAUUCCCAGAGGGUAAUAAAGAUUUCAUCCUGCAACUGGCAAUGGUCACAAGUGGGGUCCCCCAGAGACUGAUACUGAGCCCAAUGCUGUUUAACAUCUUCAUAAGUGACCUGGAUGAUGGGAUCAAGAGAACCCUGAUGAAGUUUGCUGAUGACACCAAGAUGAGUGGAGAGGUUGAUACCCUGGAAGGGCGAGUGACCCUCCAGGAUGAUUUAGACAGACUGAAGAGAUGGGCUGACAGGAAUCUGAUGAAGUUCAGUGUGGAGAAGAUUGCCACACUUCGAGAACAGUGGUCCAGCUCACCUGACAGUGGAUACCUCCACAAGGAAGUGCAGGAUGCAGAUGAUCACUCCACGCUGCCUGUGCCAACGUUGGAGCCACCACCCAGCAUGAGUCGGAGGAGCUCUCGCAGCUGCAGACUGGAACCAGGGAACAAAAUGCUGGAGAAUAUUCAGAAGUUGCUCACGAUUCGCAACCAAACCAUCAAGGAGCUGCUUGCAGAAGCACUGGGAAUGUUCAUCCUUAUGGUCUUUGGCUUGUCUUCUGUGGCACAAGUGGUAUUGGGAAGAGGAAACUUUGGGCAGCAUCUGAGCAUCAAUUUGGGAUUUGGCAUUGGUGUCACCUUGGGCAUCCAUGCAGCUGGAGGCAUCUCUGGAGCUCAUCUGAAUGCUGCCAUCACCCUCACCCACUGCAUCUUAGGAAACCUUCCCUGGAGAAAGCUCCCAGCAUAUCUGAUUGGCCAGUUCCUGGGCUCCUUUAUGGCAGCAGCCACCGUCUUCGGGCUCUACUAUGAUGCUCUGUAUGACUACACCAAGGGGAACUUUACGGUGACAGGACCGACUGCCACAGCAUCCAUCUUCUCCACUUACCCUGCUCCCUAUGUCUCCUUGCUGGGGAGCUUCUUCACAGAGUUUCUGGCAACAGUGAUGCUCCUCCUGGGAAUUCUGGUCAUCCAUGAUGAGAAAAACAACAGAGCCCUGAAUGGUACACAGGCCCUGCUCACUGGUAUUCUGGUCCUGGGCAUUGGCCUGGGGAUGGGGAUGAACACAGGCUAUGCCAUAAACCCCUCUCGAGACCUCCCCCCCCGGCUCUUCACAGCAAUUGCUGGAUGGGGAACAGAUGUCUUCACUGCUGGACAUCACUGGUGGUGGAUCCCAAUCACAGCUCCAAUACUGGGGAGUCUUGCUGGUGUCUUACUCUACAAACUCUUAAUUGAUUUUCACAACCAACCUCUCCUGGAAAGUGGAAAUGAGAAAGGACAGCCAGUGGUGGAGACUUCUAAGCUGUGAUGGCCACAUGCACUAAGGAAAGGGCCUGACAGCAAAGCCCACGUGGACACAGGGACUGACAAGUAAAGCGUAACCAAGUGGAUAAGGGGAUUUGCAACAGUGCUGCAGGUGGAGAAAGGAGGGACUAAUAUUCAAUAAACUUAAUUUAACCACACUGGGUCUCUGA
This is a messenger RNA of Calypte anna (Anna's hummingbird), 1732 nucleotides long. RefSeq names its product aquaporin-3. Lineage: Eukaryota; Metazoa; Chordata; Aves; Apodiformes; Trochilidae. Gene Ontology annotation, biological process: glycerol transmembrane transport; water transport. Gene Ontology annotation, cellular component: plasma membrane; basolateral plasma membrane. Gene Ontology annotation, molecular function: glycerol channel activity; water channel activity; urea transmembrane transporter activity. The record is from RefSeq and is a predicted model, not a curated record. The transcript has 8 exons. Bases 1 to 1566 code for a protein of 521 amino acids.